This is a messenger RNA of Penicillium mononematosum, 1455 nucleotides long. RefSeq lists its product as uncharacterized. The coding region runs from base 1 to 1455 and encodes 484 amino acids. NCBI's taxonomy places the organism in Eukaryota, Fungi, Ascomycota, Eurotiomycetes, Eurotiales, Aspergillaceae. The transcript has 4 exons. The record is from RefSeq and is a predicted model, not a curated record. Gene Ontology annotation, molecular function: transmembrane transporter activity. Gene Ontology annotation, biological process: transmembrane transport.
AUGCUCGCCCUGGAAAACGGGUUUAUAUUUCUGUUCCAAUUCAUAAUGGAAGAUCCUAAGCAGUCUCCUGCCGUCGCACUCUUUGGUGAUGAUGCUAUAUUUAGGGAUCCCCGGUAUGAAGUAACUUGGGAAGCUGGCGAUUCUGAAAACCCACGGACAUGGUCGGUGUGGUAUCGUGGAUUUAUUGUGGCAUCUAUGUCAUUUUCAACUACUAUUGUAGUGAUAUACACGACCAUGUACACCUCAGGUGUCGAAGGCAUACAAAAAGAAUUCAACAUCUCAUCAAAACUUGUUGUACUCCUUGGUCUAACCACCAAUCUUUUUGGUUUGGCAUUAGGAUCGGUUGUUCUUUCGUCCUUGUCAGAAAUCUAUGGCCGACGUCCUGUUUAUCUCGUGUCUGUUCUCUUAUUUGGUCUAUUGACACUGCCUGUCGCGUUGGCAAAUAACAUAGAAGCCAUUUUGAUCAGUCGCUUUUUUGGAGGAUUCUUCGGCGGAACUAUGAUUGCCAGCGCGCCAGGCAGUGUCACUGAUGUGACGGAUGAUCAGUAUCGUGCUCUGGCACUGAGCUGCUGGAGCUUAGGUACCAUGAAUGGACCUGUCCUUGGUCCUAUCAUUGGUGGCUUUGUCUACCAAUAUCUUGGCUGGCGAUGGCUCAAUUGGCUUGUUUUGAUAUGCAGCGGAAUCUCACUCUGUCUAAUGUUUCUCGUGAAAGAGACUUAUUCACCUGCUCUUCUUCGACGAAAGACCAUAAAGAGAAAGAAGAUGACUGGAGACCGUCGAUGGUGGUGCCGCUUCGACCAUGAGGAGACCGGUUUGCAAGUGUUGAAGACUAAUUUGAUUCGACCCCUACGCAUGGCAGUUCUUGAGCCAAUUUGCAUUUUCUGGAAUUUAUACGUUGGGGUUGUCUAUUCCGUGCUGUUUCUAUGCUUCGUUGCAUACCCGAUUGUCUUCGAAGGAGCGCGAGGCUGGACCCCAGGCUUAGCUGGACUGAGUUACUGCGGCAUAGGCACAGGCACAGCCAUCGCUGUCGGUCUAGAGCCCUUGAUCCGAAAAAUCAUUGCUUUGCACCCUCAGGAUCCGAUUACCAGCCGGCCAGCUCCAGAGGCAGCAGUGAUCGCCGUCUGCAUUGGCAGCGUACUGAUACCGAUUGGAGAGUUCUGGUUUUCUUGGACCGCACAACCAUCGGUGCACUGGAUUCUUCCCAUUUUGGCCGGUAUUCCUUUUGGAUUGGGAAAUGGGUUGGUAUUCAUCUACGCAACAAAUUACAUGGCCGGGAGCUAUACCGUCUACGCUGCGUCCGCCCUAGCAGGGAAUUCGAUUGUGCGAUAUGGUCUUGCAGGUGUUUUGCCACUUGCGGGUGAAAAAAAUGUACAGCACUCUUGGAGCAAAUUGGGCUGGGACGAUGUUGGCACUGAUCGAGGUUAUACUUAUUCCGAUCCCGUUUAUCUUUUAUAA